AUGCUAUUUUGGCACAACCAGCUGGAGCACCUGUGGCCGAGCCCUGGGGAGCUGUACCCUGGGCCUCCAAGCAGCUUGCUCAGGGAGGCCUUGCCCUUACCCUACCUGAAGCAGGAAGAGCUGGCCAACAUCCCCCGAGCGGAGCAGCCCUGCCCUGCGUUCCAGUACGUGCUCUGCGCAGCCACCUCGCCGGCUGUGAAGCAGCAGGAGGAGACCCUCACCUACCUGAACCAGGGCCAGUCAUAUGAGGUACGGAUGCUCUGCAACCCCGAACUGGUCGAUGCCACCCAGGAGCCCCAGCUGCUGAAGAGUGUGGUGCGUGUGGUUUUCCACGACCGGCGCCUGCAGUACAGCGAGCAGCAGCAGCUGGACGGAUGGAGGUGGAGCCGGCCUGGGGACCGCAUCCUGGACAUAGAUGUCCCACUGUCCGUGGGGGUGCUGGAAACCCAAGUGCUGCCCUCACAACUGAACACCGUGGAGUUUUAUUGGGACCCGACCAAGAGGACCUCUCUCUUCCUGCAGGUUCACUGCAUCAGCACUGAGUUCACUCCUUGGAAAAAAGGUGGGGAGAAAGGCGUCCCCUUCCGCCUCCAGAUCGACACUUUCAAGCCCAGUGACAAGGAGCUUCCGUUGGAGCACCUGCAUUCAGCUGGCUGCCUCGUCAAGGUGUUUAAGCCCAAAGGAGCUGACCGGAAACUGAAAACUGACCGGGAGAAGAUUGAGAAACAGCCCGUGCAUGAGAGAAACAAGUAUCAGACAGCCUGUGAGAGCACCGUCUUCAUGGAGUGUUCUCCGUGGCCAGAGCCCAUUUCAGGGGCCCACCCGCCUCCGAGCCCUUUUGCUCUGACCUCUCCCCACUCCUGCAAGCUCCUGUCCCCGGAGAGGCUCUGCUCCUCACCAUCAUUCGCCUUGGACACCUUGGGGGGCAGCCUAGCUCCCGGUCUGAAUCCCGGAGCCUCCAUCCUAGAGACACAGCAGUGGUUGCAUCGGCACCGGUUCUCCAGCUACUGCCGGUUGCUGGCCAGUUUCACUGGGGAGGCUGGGAUCUGGUCCACAGGCACUGAUCUGCUGAAGCUUACUCGCCAGGACCUUAUUCAGAUCUGUGGAGCUGCUGACGGGAUCCGCCUUUUCAAUACUCUCAAAGCCAGGCCGAUCCGACACCGGCUGACCUUGUAUGUUGCUCAGGAGACCUCUAGGCAAGACGAGGCGGCUCCUAAGAACCCUGACUCAGGCUUUUAUCAGGAGAUCUCUCUGGAUGAACUCAGUGCUGUAGAGCUCCUGGGGAAACUGGCUGAACUCCUGGCCCUCCCAGCCAAUCAGAUCCAUCGUCUUUUCCAUCAGGGGCCCGGGAGCAUCCUCAUUCUCCUCAGGGACCAGGUGGUUCAGAAUCUUAAGGAUGAAUCACACUUUGUGGCUGUGGUGAAGAAAGUGCAGAAUCCAAAUGGCUACUACCUGGUUCUGACCUAG
Budorcas taxicolor (takin) is the source of this 1467-nucleotide messenger RNA. Its product is annotated as transcription factor CP2-like protein 1. Lineage: Eukaryota; Metazoa; Chordata; Mammalia; Artiodactyla; Bovidae. Gene Ontology annotation, biological process: regulation of transcription by RNA polymerase II. The record is from RefSeq and is a predicted model, not a curated record. The transcript has 15 exons. Gene Ontology annotation, cellular component: nucleus. The coding region runs from base 1 to 1467 and encodes 488 amino acids. Gene Ontology annotation, molecular function: DNA-binding transcription activator activity, RNA polymerase II-specific; RNA polymerase II cis-regulatory region sequence-specific DNA binding.